Messenger RNA from Helicoverpa armigera (cotton bollworm), 756 nucleotides. Its product is annotated as fatty acid-binding protein, adipocyte. The transcript has 5 exons. Gene Ontology annotation, cellular component: cytosol; nucleus. Lineage: Eukaryota; Metazoa; Arthropoda; Insecta; Lepidoptera; Noctuidae. The coding region runs from base 165 to 575 and encodes 136 amino acids. Gene Ontology annotation, biological process: fatty acid transport. The record is from RefSeq and is a predicted model, not a curated record. Gene Ontology annotation, molecular function: fatty acid binding.
CUAAUCGCAUCACUAAAAUGAUAAAUUAUCGAUUUGCACUGAUUUUGACUUGACAUUUGAAUCAUUUGAAUUUUCAAUACAUUAUUCGGUGAGAAGCUGUGGGAUAUUUUUAACUUAACAAAAAUCUCAAGCAAGAUUUAUUGGAGACCACCGCUGAAGGAAAAAUGACGUCUAUUGCCGGGAAAUAUCAACAUUACAAGAAUGAGGACAUUGACGAUUAUUUCAGUGCUGUUGGUGUACCGUACAUGGGCCGCAAAAUGAUGUCAAUGUCAUCACCGUUGAUGGAAAUAUCAGUGGAGGGUGACAAAAUGACCAUCAAAAACUCUUCCCUAUUUCGCACAGUUGAGAACACAUUCAAGUUGGGCGAGGAGUACAUAGAGAACAUGCCUAAUGCCAAAAUUAAAAGCGUGACUACCAUGGUGACUGACAAUCAGAUAGAGACUAAGUCCAUUGUAGAAGACACGGGUGCCAACUGCGGCAGACAUUACGUCUUCACUGAUGAUGAGUGCGUUAUUACCCUGACCCACGAGAAGGCCGCCACCCCUGCAAAACGUUACUUCCGCAGAGUUAAAUAAAUCGAUAAUGAUUUAUGAAAUUCUCAAAAAUAAUGAUUUGGUUCUUGUAAUACUUAUGUGAUCAAUACAUUCUAUUCCAAUAAGAUACCAAUUAAAUUGGUAAAAUUUUAUAAGAGGAACAACUAUAUUAUUACUUUAUAUUUUUGUAUUCUUUAUUUUUAUUAAAUGAUUUUAUAAUUAA